AUGUCUGAAUACGUCCGUGAGUACGACGACUUCAGGCACUAUGUCAUGAGCCACUUGCGCAGCUGUGCAGAGCAGGUGGGCAAAGUCAGCCGUGAACCCGGCAGUGAGGUGUCCAAGGAUGCAACCGUGACGGACAAGGGGGAGGGGGAGGAGGCCGAGCCACCCACCAAGCGCAAGCGCCUGCAUGGGCCCUUUGCAGAAGCGGCCUUUCAGAAAGGGCGAAGCGCAGAGGAGCUCUUCGAGAGGCUGCUGGCCCUGCUGAAACAGGCUCCGGAACCAGAUCCUGUCAAAGCCCAGGACGAUGAGGAGGUGACGGGCGAGCUGCUGUUGCCCACCAGCAGGGCCUUGGGACACUACCGUCGCGAGUACCGGAAGCUCUUCCAAGAAGCCUGGCUAAAGCUGCUGGGACUUCGUGUGCCUCUGCUCCACUGUAGCGCCUUGCUCCAGCUGCUGCCCACUCAAGUGAUUCCACAUCUGAGUCGGCCGCUGCUUUUGUCUGACUUCUACUUACGAGCUUUCCACGCAGGCUCCCUCGAGAUUUCUGUUCUGGCGUUGAGCGGCCUGCUCUUGCUGCUCACACGGUAUGGUCUCGGUGAUCCGGAGACCCUCUCUGCGUCUUGUGGUGAGUUCUAUUCGCAGCUCUACAGCCUGCUUCGGCCUGCCACCUUCCGACUGAAGCGCCGUGCGAGGUUCCAGAGGUUGGCGGCAGCGGCUCUUACUAGCGGCCUACUGCCAGGCGGAUUUGCGGCCGCCUUCGCCAAGAAAUGUCUCCGGGUUGCGAUCGCGCUUCCGGAGCCUGGGAGCAUUUUGUGGCUCCUGAGCCUGGCUUAUGGCCUCAUCCAGAGGAACCACAGCCACUGCAGCUUCCUUCUCCAUCGGGAAGAGUUUGAAGGGGUAUCGAACCUGGCGAAGGAUACCUUCGACAGCGAGGCAGACCUUACACAGGCUACCAAGCAGGUCGCUUCCAGUUCAUUGUGGGAGGUUCAGCUGCUUUUCCGUCACCAUUUGCCUGCGGUCUCUACGCUGGCGAAGCUUUUUGAGAGGCCGUUCUUCAAGCCUACAUCGCGGAAGCUGGAUCCAGAGAUCUUCUUGGACCAGAGCGUGGCGAAGGCCUACGAGCAAGCCUUGAAGUCCGCAGAUCGACAGGCGGUCAGGCUCAAGGCAAGGGGCACCACGUGUCCCUUGGCCUUCCAAGUGGAGGACGAUCCGCUUGUGCUCCGGGUGUCUGGCUGGGCAGCAGCCUUGUCCACAGGACAGCGGCGGAUCGGUGCUGGUCUCUGA
This is a messenger RNA of Symbiodinium sp. CCMP2592, 1281 nucleotides long. NCBI's taxonomy places the organism in Eukaryota, Dinophyceae, Suessiales, Symbiodiniaceae. The record is from the annotation of a GenBank genome assembly.